This is a messenger RNA of Clarias gariepinus (North African catfish), 1936 nucleotides long. RefSeq names its product MARCKS-like 1a (gene marcksl1a). Gene Ontology annotation, molecular function: calmodulin binding; actin filament binding. The coding region runs from base 214 to 846 and encodes 210 amino acids. NCBI's taxonomy places the organism in Eukaryota, Metazoa, Chordata, Actinopteri, Siluriformes, Clariidae. Gene Ontology annotation, cellular component: cytoplasm; plasma membrane. The transcript has 2 exons. Gene Ontology annotation, biological process: central nervous system development; actin filament organization. The record is from RefSeq and is a predicted model, not a curated record.
AGCAGCUUCAGAUCGCGGACGCAGCGGAUGUGAGAUCUCACGUCGUGCUUUCACACCUUGUUUCGAGGCAACAACAAAAGACUAACAGAGGACUCUGUCGCUCACGGGUUUUUGUUUUUUAAAAAAAACUUUUGAACAAGAAGUUUACUUUUUCUCUUCAUCUUUAGUUUUGAUUCCCUCGGGGUUGGCAACGGUUUGGUUUUUGGAGUGAAGAUGGGAGCGCAAUUGUCUAAGGGUGGAGCUGAAGGGGCUGAGAGCGCAGCCGCUAAAACCAACGGCCAGGAGAACGGCCACGUCAAAACCAACGGAGACGUGUCGGCCAAGCCAGAAGGAGAGGUGGCGGUGGCUGAUGGCAACGGAACCGCGGAGGCUGUCAAAUUAGAGGCCGGGGACGCCAUUGAGGCCGCAGAGGGUGAAGGAACCAGCGACAAAGCAGCAGAGGACGAGGCACCCAAGGAGGUCAAAAAGAAGAAGAAGUUCUCCUUGAAGAACUCGUUCAAGUUUAAAGGCUUCUCACUGAAAAAGAACAAGGGCACAGAGGAGGCGGCACCAGCGCCAGAGGAGAACGGCCAGGCCCCAAAGGAAACCAAAGAGGAUGAGCCGGCUGCUGAGACCAAGGAGGCAGCUGCUGAGGCAGAGGCGGAGGUGGAGGUAGAGGCAGCACCUGCUCCAGAGGCUGCUGAGGAGGAGCCUAAAGCAGAAGAGCCCACCCCUGUGGUGGAAGCCGCACCCACAGAGGAGAGCACCAAAUCCGAAGAAGCUCCUGCUUCCACCCCCGCUGAGCCCGAGGCCUCGUCUGCUGAGCCCGAGGCCACACCCGCUGAGCCCACACCAGCCUCGGAGUAACCUACUGCGACAGGACUGAUUUUUUUUCCUCCCUCAUUCCUUUCUUUUUAUUUUUUAUUAUUUUCUUUUUUUUUUCUUUUUUUUUUUUAAAAAAGAUUGAAAUAUAUAAAAUAUAUAUAUGAGACUUGAGCCACAUCAAUGAAGUUCCAUUAAAAAUACAGCCGUGUCACUACAGAGAAAAAAAAAGGUCAAUGAUAAAGAUAUGGAAAAAGAAAAAAGCAUCACGGGUUCUCUCGAUCGGUCGCUCCUUCUCCACUGUGGACGUACGAACCGGGACCGCGGAGGGGAACCGCAUCCUCCAAACAGAUCGGAAUACUUUCCAGUAGAAGAGAGCGUGCCCUUCCUAUCAGUCUCACAGCCCACGUUUUUCCCGUCUCAGAUGCCAGUGGCAGGCGAGCAAAUCGACGGAUCGUCGCUGACGGUUAAAGGACAAUGUGAAACCUUUUGAAAUAGUGUGUAUUUGUUUUUAGAAGAUCUACAUUCCUCCAUUGUUUUUUUAACCCCUGAAAACACAUGCGAGUAUUUAGUGCAGAGACUUUGGAGCUUUGAGGGGUGGUUUAGGCUUAGGCUGAUUUCUGAUGAGCUUUUCAAAAGCGUGUCGUCGUCUCUCCCUAAGGAGUCUGACAUAGGGGUGUACAAAACCACUGCUUUUAUCAGCUUCCUUUUUAUUUGUUCAUCUGUAUAUAAUUUUUUUGUCUCUUUUUUUUUUUGCUAACAUUUAAACAUUAAUGGUUUUAUUGUAAGAUCAAGGGCAAAUAAAUGUCAACUCUCCUCAUUCUGUUCUUUUGCAUCUUUUUUCUUUGGUUCUUUCAUUUUUCUUUUUUUUUUAAUUUGCAUUUAAUUUUUAUCUUGUUUAGUGCUGGCUUGUUUUGCAGCCUAGAGUGUUUUUAGACUGAUGAACUAGAUCUACACGAUUGUCAUGUCGUUACUGACGCUUACACUAUACACGUGUAACACUCAUGUAUUUUAAAUCAGUGUUCAUAUCAUUCUACGGGACGUAGCUACAAGUAGCAGAGCGAUUUGAUUGUAUUCAUUAUAUUGAACUUUUACUUCUCACCAGCAGCGUUACAGUAAACAUGGUGUACAAUAA